Messenger RNA from Diceros bicornis minor, 822 nucleotides. It is a transcript of the gene EIF4EBP1, whose product is annotated as eukaryotic translation initiation factor 4E binding protein 1. Gene Ontology annotation, cellular component: cytoplasm. The transcript has 3 exons. The record is from RefSeq and is a predicted model, not a curated record. Gene Ontology annotation, molecular function: eukaryotic initiation factor 4E binding. The coding region runs from base 33 to 389 and encodes 118 amino acids. Lineage: Eukaryota; Metazoa; Chordata; Mammalia; Perissodactyla; Rhinocerotidae. Gene Ontology annotation, biological process: negative regulation of translational initiation.
CGCUCCGGCUGCGGGCGCGGUGCGCGGUGACCAUGUCCCGGGGCAGCAGUUGCAGCCAGACCCCAAGCCGGGCCAUCCCCGCCACUCGCCGGGUGGUCCUCGGCGACGGCGUGCAGCUGCCGCCUGGGGACUACAGCACCACCCCCGGCGGCACGCUCUUCAGCACCACCCCGGGAGGUACCAGGAUCAUCUACGACCGGAAGUUCCUGAUGGAGUGUCGGAACUCACCUGUGACCAAAACACCCCCGAAGGACCUGCCCACCAUUCCUGGGGUCACCAGUCCUGCCAGUGAUGAGCCCCCCACAGAAGCCAGCCAGAACCACCUGCGCAACAGCCCAGAAGAUAAGCCAGCGGGCGGUGAAGAGUCACAGUUUGAGAUGGACAUUUAGAAGACCAGCCAUCUGUUUGAGCAAUGCCUCUGGGCCCCUCUGGCCCUUCUCGGGAGAAGAGUCACACCAGCCAGGCCUCAUGAAAGUUAUCAUCCUGGGCAGGCAUUGGGUGUGGGGUCGGCCACCCCAGCCCUCUGCUCCCUCACUCAGGGCACCUCCUCCCCCUUCCUCUUCAAGAACACCAGCAGAUACCUCCAUGUGCCUCAUUCAUGCAGGAGCUGCCACCCGAGGGGAGUGAUUCCUGGGAGCACACCCUGCAGCCCAGGGCCAGGACGUGGACACAGGAGCCCUUCCAAAUGAUCGUCUGGCUCUUCCAGCCCCAUCCUCUGGGGGCGCACCCACCCCUUCCUUAGGUUGGUGUGCAUGGGAAAGCUCCCCUCCCCCUCCUUCCCCAAGAGAGGAAAUAAAAGCCACCUUCGCCCUAGGGCCAAGA